AUGGCGUCCACCGUCCACCUAGGAUUAUUGAAGGACUUUACAAACACGAGGUACUCGGUCAUGCUCUCCAAUGGCAAGCGCUUGGUGCUAUUCAGGCUGCCCAGGAUAGAGGGUACUACAUCUUCGAGAAAACCCAACGAGACCGAGGAUGGCUGGACCUACUAUGCCAUGGAGGCUGAAUGCCCACAUGCUGGCGGGCCCAUGAUCGAGGCACACGUGGACAUUGAGGACUCUUCAUAUGUGGCAUCCUGUCCUUGGCAUGCAUACGACUUCAACGUGGAGACUGGUGAGUCUAGCUUUGGCAUCAAGACUUGCACCUUUCCCGUCGUUAUAGAAGAUGGGAAAGUGUCGGUGCAAGUCGCCGGCUAUGGCGAACUUGGUCUUUUGCGGCUCGAUCCUGUGAGUGAAAAGGUCAAGUUCAAGCAUGGACCAAAGAAGGAGGCAUCAAAGGAGGCAGUGUCCCUUGGUGAUGACGCUACCCUUUGCGACUGGUGCGUCCACAUUCUGAAUACAGCAGAUCCUGAGCAAAAGAUUGAACUCACGACACGACUGUUUUCGUUAUUCGCCACCAAAGAGAAAACUUCCUCGCCCAUGGAACUAGGCGCCGGCACUGUCGAGACACCCGAUAAACCCCGGCGGGAUGAUUAUGGUAAACUCAAUCCCGGAGCAAUGCCCAGAGCCGGGAAAGGAGGAACACUAAAGAGCCGAAUUAUGAUGCUGCAUAACUUGGCCAAUAUUGAACAGUGGGCCAUCGACCUUGCCAUUGAUAUCUGUGUGAGAUUUGCGACAUUCCAAACAAAUUCACCUGACAAGGCACUUUCGCGGGAAUUGCCUAGAACGUUUUAUUAUGACUGGCUCAAGGUGGCCAAUGACGAAGCAAAGCAUUUUAGUCUGCUGCGAUCCAGGUUGGAAGAACUUGGCAGUCGAUUCGGCGCGUUGCCGGUACACCACGGCCUGUGGGACUCGGCAGUCAUUACAGCGCACGAUCUCCGGGCUCGGAUCAGUGUCAUUGCUCUGGUACACGAGGCCCGCGGCCUCGACGUGAACCCCAUGACCAUCGACAAGUUUCGCAAGGCCCAGGACAUGGACAGUGUGGAUACACUCGAUAUCAUCCACAACGAUGAAAUUACUCACGUCACGACCGGCCAUCGGUGGUUGACCUGGAUUUGUGAACAAGAAGCCACAGAUCCCGUAGAGGUGUUCCGAGCAAACGUUAAGAAAUACUUUGCCGGGGCAAUAAAGGGACCAUUCAACGAGGAAGCAAGGUUGCAAGCCGGUAUGGAUCCGAGAUAUUAUGAAAAUCUUGGCGGCGGCGUCGGUUCGACGGCGGAAGUCAUUGCUGGCGGUUGA
This is a messenger RNA of Pestalotiopsis fici W106-1, 1350 nucleotides long. RefSeq lists its product as uncharacterized. Gene Ontology annotation, molecular function: 2 iron, 2 sulfur cluster binding. The record is from RefSeq and is a predicted model, not a curated record. Bases 1 to 1350 code for a protein of 449 amino acids. The transcript has a single exon. NCBI's taxonomy places the organism in Eukaryota, Fungi, Ascomycota, Sordariomycetes, Amphisphaeriales, Sporocadaceae.